Molecule: messenger RNA, 2298 nt
Organism: Colletotrichum karsti
Lineage: Eukaryota; Fungi; Ascomycota; Sordariomycetes; Glomerellales; Glomerellaceae
Exons: 10
Coding region: 1-2298 (765 amino acids)
Molecular function (GO): ATP binding; ATP-dependent protein folding chaperone
Source: RefSeq, a predicted model, not a curated record
AUGGCUCUCCCGAUAACAAGUUGCAGCUACACCGGCGUCGCGUGGACUUGGUCGAAACGGAUCCAGGCUAGAGACAUCCGCCUAGUCACACGAUGGCCAAGUUUCCAAUACCAGAACUCCGAUCGUGAAAAGACUCCGUCUCGAAUACAAUAUCAAGAGGACGGGACCCAAAGAUGGGGGUACGAUGUUCGUCCUCAUGCGGAGUCUGUGCAGUGGUUCAAGCUCCUCCUGCUUGACCCGAAAGAUAUUCCGGAUCACUUGAAAGCUUCUACUCACUUGGAGGAGGCAAGGGCGCUCCUCUCCCAGCUGGGUAAAACUCCGACUGAUGUUGUGGCGGACUACUUGCGCAGCGUUUGGGCGCAUGUGCAGGAGAUGGCGACGAAAGAGUUUGGCAAAGCCAUCUUUAGAUUGACCCCUUUUCACGUUGUCAUCUCUGUGCCGGCGAUAUGGAAAGAUGCUGCAAGAGAUAGAAUGGCAGACGCGGUUCGUAUGGCUGGAAUACUUGAACCUCGAGACUGCGGGCACACAGAGCUGUCUUUCGUCACCGAACCCGAAGCAGCAGCUACUGCCACUCUUUUGGAUUUGGAGGACAGGCCAGAUAUUCAGGCCGGUGAUACCAUCACGAUUGUUGAUGCCGGAGGAGGCACAGUAGAUCUCAUCAGUUAUGUGAUCGAACAAACCGAUCCGUUGACAGUCAGCGAAGCCGUUGAAGGCACAGGGGGACUAUGUGGUGCUAUUUUCCUCGACGAGGAGUUCGAAAACAUCUUGAAACCAAGAAUUAACGCUCUCAGCAAAGAUCUUUGGGACUUUAUUCCAAGAGAUGAGAUCGACAAGAUGAUUCAAGACAAUUGGGAAAACGGCAUCAAGCAAGAGUUCGUGUCAGAAACAAGGGACUGGACGAUAUCUCUGUCUGCAACAUGCAUUCAAAGAACUCAGGAGACCAUGAUCAAGAUCGAAGGGAGCCUAGUAAAGCAGGCUUUCGAAGGGAUUAUCUCCAAAAUCGAAUCUCUUGUUGAUGAUCAAGUUCUCGCCCUGGAAAAAGCCACAGGGAAAGCACCGAGGAGCGAGGUUCUUCAGGCCAGCGGGCCUGCGCCAUGGACGGCCAUUUGCCGAGGUGUCGUCAUGAGGACUUUGAAUCGGAUGCAGAUCGGCACAAGAAUAUCACGGGCUCAUUACGGCAACAAAUGUACGCUCAAAUGGUCGGAUGCUCAUGAACUUGACAAGGACUUCCAAGAGGAUAAAUACUACUGCAGACUCGCGGCUCAGUGGAGAGUAAAUAACCAGGUGGAGUGGUUUCUUGGAAAGGGUGAGAAAACUUCGGAGAAGAGCCCACAGCGACUGGAGUAUUAUCGACUUUACCAAGACGAGGAACCAUGCAGCUACCCAGAUGUGUCAUUAUCGCUGGUUACCUGCGAAGAAGUAAUCGCCCCUGUGCGCGCAAAGGACCCCGUGGUCCGAGAUAUGCGCACGAUCACGUUUCAAUCACCGAUUCCUUUCCAGCAGUUACCAUGCAGCGUCAACAAGAAUGGAAAUAAGAUCAGGAAGUUCUCCUAUGACUGCCUGGUGAGCUGCAGUGGAGCAUCGGUAAACAUCGAGAUUGAGGCCGCCGGACAAACGCUGCAGAAGACGAGUUUCGACGUCAAACUGGAGGAGGCUCCUGAGUCUGAAAUGAAUCGUGCCUCCUUGGCAUCCGAGGAAAGUUCAGAGGGCUUGGAUCACUUCAAAAGUCUCAGAGAAAAGCGAGUCGAUGUAACGAAGAACAAGACAACAAGCAGGCGGUCUCAAGGUGCAUGGAGGAGGGACGAAAUCCGCACGUCUUCGCCGUUGACAGCGAUCGAGAGCUUCACAAGACACUUACAGGGUACAAGCCUGGAUGUCUCAGCUCCCAGCAACGAGCAAGAGGAAUCCAAAUUUAUAUGGCUAGAAGUUCCUAGAGCCGAUCGCGAUCGGAAUGUUGAUCUAAUGAUUUCGACCACGACCAUGGCCGCGUCGGAAUAUGUUGGCCGCAAAGACAUACAGAAGAUCAUCAUUACCGCCGUCAAUGAGCUUUUGGACACUUCGAAAAAGGAUAUAACAAAGAUCUUGCUUCUGGAUAAUUUGAAGGAAAGAGAGCAAGUUGGGCAGCUUUAUCUGGACGCCAACGUGACUUUCAUAACCUUAGAUGGGAAACAUACGAAUAUGGUUCACGUCGUUAAACUUUUCGUCAUUGAUAUGGAUUCGAAUCAAAUCACGCAAGAGACGCAAGUUAAUCUGGACAACGAGUGGGCUAAAAUUGAAAUCGACGGUGGUUCGAAGUAG